CCAAACGAACCCCUCACACAGUCCCCACCACUUCUAAUAAUUGAAUUUUCCACCAUAUAAACGACCACAACUUUGGCUUCAUAUAUCUAUUAUACUAGUGAUAAAUAGUAUUUAGUUUAAUAAAAAGGCUAAAGAGAUUUAGAGCAUGCCAAAUAUGGAGCAUAGGUCAUCCUUCACAACCAGCUUCUUUCUCUUUCUCCUCCUAGUUCUUCCUCACUUUUCAAGAGGGGAAUCAGAGGGAAUAUUGAGUUCAGAUUCAGAUAUAUAUGAGAUUGAUUAUAAAGGGCCAGAAACACACUCUUCAGUUCCUCCUCCACAUAAUAAUCCUCAUUCAAUUCCACGAAAGAAUUUAGUCAGAGCAGAGAAAGUUUUUGGUAGUGCUACUCUGGCAUCAAAUAAGGUUAAGAAAGUCCAUGGAUGAGGGGAAGCCUUUGACUGAAACUAAAUGGACUACUACUACAUGCUCAUAAGAAAUACAAUGUAAAGAAUGAAGAGUUGGAAUAUGUUUCAUGGUGUUUGGCUAUGCAUGUUUUUUGAAAGUAGGGAUGAUGCUUUUGGUACAUAUAUUGAGUAUACAUAUUUUUGUAUCUGAAGUUCUGAAUAUUACUUGAUUAAGUUAUGACCCAAUCACAGAUUUAUCUAGCUUGAUAA
Vicia villosa (hairy vetch) is the source of this 651-nucleotide messenger RNA. RefSeq lists its product as uncharacterized. The record is from RefSeq and is a predicted model, not a curated record. The coding region runs from base 146 to 421 and encodes 91 amino acids. The transcript is spliced from 3 exons. NCBI's taxonomy places the organism in Eukaryota, Viridiplantae, Streptophyta, Magnoliopsida, Fabales, Fabaceae.